AUGGGCGAAUCUGCAUCCUCUCCUAAAAAGACUCGCUGUGAUACUGACCCGACGGCCGCCCCAACACCUGGAGGAGGAGGAGGAGAGGGAGCAUCGACAGAAGAAUUGCCGACAGAAUCGGCCGCUCAAAGUGAUGCUGAGCCAGAGUCUUUCCCGGGAAUCGGGAGCAUGCACCAUCGCCGAUCUCUACGCAGCUUCUGCCAGCGCUGCAAAUUUGGCCUGGUUGCAAGCACGCUCAAUGCUCUCUACCCCAGAAUUGUGGAGAAAUACCCUGAACUCAUCUUGCAGUUGAGAUGUCGUCAACUCAUUGAAAUGGUGCACCGUCAUUCAGUACGACUUUCAGGUCAAGGCCCAACUUCAUCAUCCAGCGAUUCAAAGCUGCUUUUACAUCAACGUCAACAAAGCCAGCAACAGAUGGAGGUGGAUGGAGGUUGUUGUCGCGGUAGUCGUAAGCGCCCCUGUGUAGCAGAUACCACUUCAUCUGAAGGUGCCUAUUGUGCCUGCACUAGUGGUUCUGUACCCACUUUAGCCACCUAUGAUGAUGGCCGUGCUCAAUCUUUGGUCCAUCAGAGCCAUGAAUUAUGUUCAUCAGCGGCCACAUCCUGUGACGCGAUGGACAUUGAUAGCUCCAGCCUUGUUCCAGAGUCCACAAGCGAACAGGCAUCCCUCCACAUCCCCCAGCUUCAGCAACAGCAACUAGUCACCAAGCCCCACCAAGUCGCCAAUGGAAGCGGCGCCUUGUCAUCGGCGAAUGUGGCCAUUUGUGGUUUCCCUGACGACGACGACGAAGAUGACGAUAUUAAUUACCCAGUCUUACCUAUCCCCAUGGCUAUUGGUGGAGCUGCACCCCAGCAACAGCAAGUCCCUUCAAUCGUUGGUUCAUCUGCCUCAUUGAAUGCCCUUUCCGGCGAUGGUGGUGCUCGGGACUACUUGUUGCGCCAGAUCCACUUCAGUCGUUCCUUAAUGGAUCUGGUCAAAGAUGUUGAGAGACAGAAGGGCACAAUCUCACCCGAAACUGACCGUCUUCUUCAUGAUUCAGUGUGCCUGCUGGCCUAUGAGAAGCCUGCUGAUCCGGAAUGUCCCCUCAGGUGCCUUCUUGACUCCGCCGGUCGUGAUAACAUCGCCAGCCUUAUCAAUAGCGCAAUUCUCACUGAAGAACAUAAGCUUCCUGCACAACCAAUCAUAGAGAAAGUCCUCUUCAAACUUGAGCGUUAUAUAACCUCCUCAGAUGGUAAUCAAGCACAAGCCCUCGCCCACUUCCUUCUCUACCACUUAACUCCCUCGCAGUAUCACUUGGAGAUGAACCGACUUGUCAAAUUAGCUACAGAACCACGGAACCACCCUGAUCCACCCGUUAAUAACAACGGCAAUAAUAGCAGCAGUUGCAGCAGCAAGGCCGAUGAGUCACUUCAAUCAAUUGAGCACCCAAGAGGAACCGUACGUCGUAAUAGACGACUUAAUCAUACUGCAGUAAGCAACGGUAAUUCCAAUGGAAGAGUUAGUCCACCAAAAAGGCGCAGCAAUGGAGCGAGAAGAAGGUACUGGAGACGGCAAGUACCUGUUGGCUCAACGGAGGUUGACGAUGAGAAUGAAGAUGAGGCGGCGGGAGAGUUUUCUCUUGAGGAUGAGGGUGAGGGCGUCCAUUUGCAUCGACAUGAGGAACUUGAAGACGACAUAGAGAUGACUAUUGAAGGUGGCGAUGUUGAGGAUGGUGUAUCUCUGGAAGAUGAAGAGGAAGUGGAAUUAAUGACAGCCUCGAUGGAAGAAGAUGGAUUUGAAGACAGUCAGGAUGGUGAUGAACAAGAUGAGGAGGAUGAGAUUGCGUACAAUCCGCGGUUGGUUGAUGUGGACUAUAUGAUGCCAUUUACUAGAUGGGUUAGACGCUCAUCUGGUCAAAAUCAGGUUGAAGUUGGUGGAAGUAGUCGAGGCGGCGGUGGUCAUGGUUCGACAAGUCGCCAGGGUUCAGAAGAUGCCUACAUAUCUCGAUCUCCUCGUUAUAGACGCAACACCAUCGUUGAGAGCAGCUCCUCUACAGACAACUUUUGGCCUCGGGUAAAUCUCCUUUACUCCUCGAGCAACUCUCGUCGUGGACAGCAACCACCUCCCUCCUCCUCAACUAGUGAUGAUGCUACUAAUAAUGCUAAUCAGUAG
Molecule: messenger RNA, 2151 nt
Organism: Rodentolepis nana
Lineage: Eukaryota; Metazoa; Platyhelminthes; Cestoda; Cyclophyllidea; Hymenolepididae
Source: the annotation of a GenBank genome assembly